Molecule: messenger RNA, 1752 nt
Organism: Condylura cristata (star-nosed mole)
Lineage: Eukaryota; Metazoa; Chordata; Mammalia; Eulipotyphla; Talpidae
Gene: CENPN
Product: centromere protein N
Exons: 11
Coding region: 140-1159 (339 amino acids)
Biological process (GO): CENP-A containing chromatin assembly; chromosome segregation
Source: RefSeq, a predicted model, not a curated record
AGCAGACUCCGUGACUGCGAAUACUCGUGUCGCCACAAGAACUUCUGCGGACUGUCACGCGGAGGGCUGGCGCGCCUCACUUGGGUAGCCCUGCCGACGGGCUCCCCUAGACCCCGGCACCGGCUCAGUUGCCAAAGAGAUGGAUGAAAGUACUGCCGAGUUUCUCAAGAGGACCAUCUUGAAAAUCCCACUGGCUAAAGUGAUGACCAUACUAAGUGCUUGGGGUUUUUUGUCUGAGAACCAGCUGCAGUCUAUAAACUUCCGGCAGAGAAAGGAAUCUUUUGUCCAGGAAUUGCUUCUGCUUUGUGAGGAAAAGCAUGCAAGUCUCAACGAUGUGGCCCUUUUAGACAUCAUCUAUACUCAGUUUCAUCAGCACCAGAAAGUUUGGGAUGUUUUUCAGAUGAGUAAAGGACCAGAUGAAGACAUUGAUCUUUUUGAUAUGGAACAAUUCAAAAGGUCGUUUAAGAGAGUCCUUCAGAGAACAUUAAAAAAUGUGACAGUCAACUUCAGAGAUGCUGAGGAGGGCGCAGUGUGGAUUCGAAUUGCCUGGGGAACACAAUAUAAAAAGCCAAACCAGUACAAGCCUACUUACAUGGUGUAUUAUUCCCAGACUCCUUAUGCCUUCACUUCUUCCUCCCAGCUGAAGAGCACUAUACCCCUUCUGGGCCAGGCAUUGACAGUUGCUAGCAAAUACCAUCAGAUUGUGAAAAUGGACCUCAGAAGCCGAUAUCUGGACUCUCUUAAGGCUAUUGUCUUUAAACAGUAUAAUCAGACGUUUGAAACUCACAGCUCUGCUACGCCUCAACAAGAAAGAAGCCUUGGACUAGAUAUGAAUAUGGAUUCAAGAAUCAUUCAUGAAAACAGAAUGGAAAAACAGAGAGUCCAAAGAGUGACCGAAGAAACGUUUGGAAACUAUCUUCAACCCAGACUGGAAUUUGCACAAUAUAAGCUUGAAACAAAAUUCAAAAGUGACUUAAAUGGAGGCAUCUUGGCUGAGAGAGAGGAGCCCCUCCGGUGCCUAAUAAAGUUCUCCAGCCCACAUCUUCUGGAAGCAUUAAAAUCCUUAGCACCAGCUGGUAUUGCAGAUGCACCACUUUCUCCACUGCUCACCUGCAUACCCAACAAGGGCAUGAAUUAUUUUAAAAUUAGAGAUAAAUAAGGUGUGUGUAGUAUUGUAAGCACAGUAACUCUUUGGCUUUAUUGUGCACACAUUUCAGUUAAAACUAACUGGAUAACUUCUGUCUAUAAACUUGUGUUAUAAAAUUAACCCUUAAUUUUAACAAUUAAACAUUCACAUGGUUGUUGGGACUUGUUCUUUCCUACCCCAUUCUCUCCUGUAUCCUGCAAAGCAUAAAAGUGCGGGCCUUUAAGAUGUACAAGGACAUAUAGAUGGCUCCAGACUUGACCCUGAAUGUCUGAAUGCUCUGGAGCAUAUGAUACACUGGUUUAUAUACCUGGUAUCCUUCCCUUUUCUGUCUCUUCCCCAAUCCUGGGAAGAUCUGCUUCCAAUUUUUGGUUUCCAAGGAUCUCCUCAUAAACCUUGGAUUACAAAAAGUACCACAAAACUGAGGAUCCUUUAAUUGGUCCAGUUCAGAGGGUAAGCUUGUAUCCACUAAAUUUUGAUUGCUGGAGUAACAUAUUAGAUGACUCAGUUAUACGAAAUACUUGUUUUGGUGUAAAUAUACUUUUCAUGCUCUGUUUUAUCAUGUAUGUGGCAUUCAAACUCACCGAUAUUAUAUAUGGACUUCUGAA